CGCCUUAUCUAGUUAGUCAACCAUUGCAUGGUCUAGUGAUUAGACCCAUCGGCGCCGCCACGAGUUUUUCCGCGACUUGCGGUAUUGUAAUGUAAAGGUGAAUUCCGUGGAUUUACCGGGCGCGUGAUCAUUAUAGUUUAUUCGUGUUUUGUCUCAUUCAAGCGAUUGAAGUUGGUUAAAUAUAACAGUAUAAUCCAAUCCUUGAUAUCAGCCCAGAUGAAAAAGUUCAUUGUAAAAGUUAUCAUUCUAUGUAUGAAAAUUAUAUAGAAACGGUGGUGAAUCACAUUUAUUCACAGAUUAUAUCGUAUCGAAAACAAGAUUCUAAUCAUUCUAUUGGUAUAGAGGAAGCAUUCCAACCAAACUAUAACCUAUUAAAUUUUAGACAAAAAUAUGAUUACACAAUAAGUAUUAUCAAUUUCAAGUAUCAUGAAAUUUUAAGAAAAUACCUUGAUUUAAUUAAUCUUUUACUAGGACACUGUCAGCGAUUUUAUAAUGAAAAUAAAUCAUCGAUACAUUUUAUUUCUUGUGUACAAUUUCUUGAAAUAGUUGUGAACAUUUCCAAGAAUAUGAUUGAAAAUUUACACAAUGCAAUGAAGUUUAUAAGUUACAUAGAUAUAAAAUUUUUGUUUUUUGAAGGUUGCAUGGUGCCACAUUCUGAAAUUCAUGUAAUCGAAUUUAUACAUAAGUACGUCUUAGAAAAAAGUGUAGAAACCAACUCUUUUGAUCUCAACAAAUCACCUUAUGAAAUAAAUUUGGAGAAUUUGACAAAAUUUUAUACAGACGCUUCAAUAAGAGUAAACAAUUUUUUUCGAAAUAUUACGAACUUGAAUACUUUAAUAAUAAAUGAUUUGAAAGAAAUUAAAAUUGCGGAAUUAUCUUAUGACUUAAAUUUCUUAAACAGAGAUAUACUUGAUAAGUUUUUUAAUGAAAUUAUAGAAGUUUGGUACCAAAACCUAGGAUUUGAAGAAUUUCUUAACCCUAAAACAGAUGAUUUCAUACCUCCAAUAGAUCCAGAUACAAAUCAAAAUGAUGGAAUUGAAGCUCUUAAUAUUAUUCGUAAGGAAUCUGGUUGGGAAAAAAUGAACCACAUUAGUAUAGUUUAUUUUGGUAAAAAUAUCAGUGUAGAUCGUAUAAUAAAUGAUGAAGUUAGUAACAUAAAUUUUCAAAUAAAAAAGGAACACGUAUCACAAUUAUUAAGAUGUAGAUUUACAGAAAUAAUGAAGAACUAUCGUACAUUAAUAUCUGCUUUUUUAUAUGUAUGCAAUAAAGAUGCAGUCAACUACUACCAUAUUUGUUUGAUUAAAUUAUUUAGCUCAUUCGCCAAAUCAAAAAAAAUGCUUAAAGAAUUGUAUGAAGCUCUAGUUACUUUAAAUGAAUCAUCAAUAUGGAAUGUUCAUUUAAGCUCUAAAUCGAGUUUACAUAAAAUUUUUAGUUGGGUUGCAGGUUUUCUUAAAUUAUUAGAAAACAAUGAUUUUUCUCUAAAAAAUAUUGUUGAAAAUAAAUUUGAAAUGGUUGAGCAACUUCUUGUAAUUUUUAAAAACCAUUUAAAUAUCUUUAGUGAUAAUUUACGGAGCGAUUUGAGUACAUAUGACACCCGAUGUUCAAUGGAUAUAAAAUUUGAAAAUGUUAAGGAUUAUGUAAGCUAUUUUAGGAACCUAGGAGUUAUAUCAUUUAGUUCAAAUUCUGAAUUAAUCAACCAAAUUAUUCAUAAUGCGUGUAAUUAUUUUGAAAAAUUUUUUGAGUAUGUUAGUAAAUCUUGUUAUGAAGAUUUGGGUUUUGAAAAACUUUCGCACUGUAAAAACAAAGAAUUAGACACUAAACUUCUUUGCGUAAAAAAAGUAUCAACAGAUUUUAUUUAAAAAUUAAAUAUGGUUUUAUUAUUUCUUUAUUAUGGUUAAUUAUUAAAUUUAUUUAUCUAAUAUAAAAUUUAAUGAUCAUCACUAAAAUUAUUAUUUUAGUUUAUAAUCUCCCUAUCAUUUGCUAUAUUUGUAAUAUCUUCACUUGCACACUUGAUAUAAUAUAUUUUUAAAAUAAUUUACUUUUUAUAAAUAUAUACUGAUGAAUAACCUGUUUUGUUUUUACUGAUAAUAAUAUUAAUAUUAAAAAAUAAUAACUUUUUUUA
Messenger RNA from Daktulosphaira vitifoliae (grape phylloxera), 2122 nucleotides. RefSeq lists its product as uncharacterized. Bases 249 to 1859 code for a protein of 536 amino acids. Lineage: Eukaryota; Metazoa; Arthropoda; Insecta; Hemiptera; Phylloxeridae. The record is from RefSeq and is a predicted model, not a curated record. The transcript has 3 exons.